AUGCAGGACAUCCUGACAGUUUCCACAUAGAGAACGCCUUAGAAACUAUGAAGCAGAUGAUUAAUAUUCUAAAUGAUUCCAUUCAAAGCUCUUGCAAGCUUGCCAACAACUCACAGUUUCGACGAAGCUUCAAGAGAAAGUCCUUGAAGAAGAAGGGAAAAGAACUUCAGAAGAACAGGCAGAAUUCUCAGGACAAUGAUAGAGGAUCUGUGGGAGCAAACAGCGUCUCGGCCCUGUCCGUAGAUUCCGCUGGACCAGGCAAUACUUACUCGCAGGAUGGAUCGCCUGAGCGUAUUACGUCUCAAGCUGUUAUUUUAGAAGAGAAAGAAUCCCCCACCUUGUCUCGGCCUGCCAGUAUAGGAGACAAAGAAACAUACUAUGAACGAGACACCCACGAGGAGUUCGCCGCCAUUGAAGAGGAAGACAGUGACGAUGUAAAAGAUAACAAGAAUUCAGGACAAAGCAUGUUUCGAGUGGCUGCUGGUAAUUUGAUACGGAACUGGCAACGGAGGUCCAAAAAAUGGCGGCGGUCCACAGAGGAACCGCUCAAACAAGAAAGUCAGGGUGAAAUGGACCCCCUUUCAAAAGAAAAUGACAAAAGCCAGGACUGCAUGGAGGAAAGUAGGACUGUGCCAAGCCAGGAGAAUGCAGAAGAUGAAAAUGGAAAUGUCAAGAAGGAUGUUACACCACCAUGUAGUCCAUCCAGGAAAUGUUUAAGGAAAAAUGCUGUCACAUCUCCAAGACCUCGGCCAGUUUCUUUAGGGCACCUCUCUACUUUGCAAUUAAAAGAACACGAAAAUAAGAUAAAAGACAAAGUGUUGUCAGACCCUAGUUUGACAAAAGAAAAGGAUAACUCACUUGAGCAUUCUUCCGAAAUUUGGAUACCAAGGCAGCAAUUUCUCCUAUCAAGGAGAAGACCAUCUGAAAAUGCUCGACAUUCGGUUUGUUCAAGGACCUCUAGUGUAGUUUCCGGAGGGUCUUCACCCUUAUCUGGAAGCAAGAAGAGUUUGUCACGUAUUUCUCAAGAGAGUCUGGCAGAUUCUGGAGUUUCUGAAACGCCUGGUAGUUCACCUUCCAACACCCUCAAUAGAAGGACUCGUAAAACUUUAUCGGACAAAAGAAACAAACUUAGUCACUCGCUAACAAAUGUGUCUGGCACAAGUGAACCCAAACGAAAGCUUUCUCAGUUGAACAGGAGAAGCUGGGGCGAUUGGGUGUCCGCGGAAAUGGAAAACACACCUAACGAAGGUUCUGUUGAAAUAGACAAUCAUGUUGACGAUGUCAGCGUAAAACAGAAGCGCAAGUUUAAGGACGUGAUGAAACAGUUCUUUUCUCCCAAGAAAAAGAGUGGUCAGGCAAGUUCAUCAUGCCCCGGCGAAACAACCGCAAACGCGCAUUGUUCUACUAAGAAAUCUCCAAAGCCCAUAAAGACAGAAAUUGGUGAAAAGAUUUCCACAGUUUAAUGGCAAAGGUGAAAAAUCUUCCCUAGAGUUUGUCAUGUCACCAUUCUAGGCAAUGGAUAUGCUGUGUUGCCUGCUUGAUCCAAGAGUGUCUUCAAGAGAGUCUCCCGUUCAGUCAGUUAAGCAGUGGAGGUAUUCACAUCUCAGUGGAUUUGAGAUCGGGAAGUCACCGUCGUGAGAUACUCGAUCUAGAGCACGGUCAAUAGCCUCGUGUUUCUACCAACACUUUGUUAACGCAAGAGACUCUUGGGUAACGAGUAUAACCUGUAACUGCCACGGUAUACCAUCCCGACAGUCUUAAACUAGUAGUUCAUGUUACGGAUAAGAGUUGAGCGCCGAAACUACUGACUAACCAUCUGGUUGUUAGAAUCCCAAGAAAUGACACUCUUAAUCCUCGAACAACUUAACCUUUCUCUAUGACGAUGAGUCUACGACUCAAUCAUUUUGAAGCCUGACGCCUAUAAGGCUAUGUCACGUUACACCUUAGCUGAUUCUUAGGAAAAGUAUGGAUAAUUUUAUGGUGUUUGAGGAUCUAGAUAUUUAAAACAGCUGACAGAAAUCAGCAGAGUUUAGCAAAUGCGAUCCUCUUCAAUAUCGUUCCGUUUUUAAUCCUACCCUUUAACGGCUUCGUUUUUAGCCAUUCGAAUUGCGACCUCAAUUGUACACACUCAGAAGUGCUUAACAUUUCGUUAACUACCCCCCUUUAUUUCUCUGAAAUGCACGCCCAAUAAACACUGAUGCACAUAA
Molecule: messenger RNA, 2207 nt
Organism: Orbicella faveolata
Lineage: Eukaryota; Metazoa; Cnidaria; Anthozoa; Scleractinia; Merulinidae
Biological process (GO): intracellular signal transduction
Cellular component (GO): cytoplasm
Molecular function (GO): guanyl-nucleotide exchange factor activity
Source: RefSeq, a predicted model, not a curated record